Cokeromyces recurvatus is the source of this 1803-nucleotide messenger RNA. RefSeq names its product amino acid permease-domain-containing protein. Bases 1 to 1803 code for a protein of 600 amino acids. Gene Ontology annotation, molecular function: amino acid transmembrane transporter activity. Gene Ontology annotation, biological process: transmembrane transport; amino acid transport. The transcript is spliced from 4 exons. The record is from RefSeq and is a predicted model, not a curated record. Lineage: Eukaryota; Fungi; Mucoromycota; Mucoromycetes; Mucorales; Mucoraceae. Gene Ontology annotation, cellular component: membrane.
AUGUCGGACGAAAAAACAGAAGAUUUUACAACAAAAGGCAUUCAUACUAUUACUAGCACUUCUAAUAUAUCUUCAGAAGGACAUCAAAAAGAUGGGCAAUUUUUUCGGUCUGUAGCUGAACGUUAUACUAAAGUGGAUCCAUCUUCCUAUUUACGACAGGAGAAUGAAUCAAGUUCAAAAUAUUGGUUUCGUCGUCUUGGUCAGAUUAAACCUGUUGAAUUACUAUGGGGGGAUGCUGAAAAUUCUGAAUUACGACGUGUUUUAUCAGCUUUUCAACUUGUCUUUGUGGGUAUUGGCGCUAUUAUUGGUACUGGUAUUUUUGUACUUUCAGGUUUAGCCGCUGCUAAAAAUGCAGGACCUGCCGUUACUAUUUCUUUUUUGAUUGCUGCUGUAGCUGCUGCUUUUGCUGCACUGAGUUAUUCUGAAAUGGCUUCUAUGAUCCCUGUUGCUGGCUCUGCUUAUACAUAUGCUUAUGCUACAAUGGGUGAAUUUGUUGCUUGGAUUAUUGGUUGGGAUUUGAUUCUUGAAUACAUGGUAGGCGCUGCCACAGUAGGUGUAGGCUGGUCAGGUUACUUUGUAGAAUUUUUUGAAAUAGCUUCUAAUGGUAAAAUUAUUUUUGGUGAAAAUUGGACAAAGCCUACACUUGGAUGGACAGAAAACCCUGCUUCUAUUUAUCGUACUGAAGGUCAUUACUUUAAUGUUCCCGGCUUUGUUAUUAUUAUGCUUGUCACUAUUAUUUUAUGUAUGGGUAUUCGUCAAUCUGCUAUAUUUAAUACAGUUGUUGUAACAAUUAAGCUCGUUGUUAUUCUUUUGUUUAUCUUUGCUCUUUGUGGUUUUAUGUACAAACCUAAUUAUGAUCCUUAUAUUCCUCCCAAUACAUCGGGUGAUUGGCAUUUUUUCGGUGGCCCAGGCAUUGUUGCUGCUGCUACUACUGUUUUCUUUAGUUAUAUCGGUUUUGAUGCUGUUACUACUGCCGCUCUUGAAGCUAAAAAUCCUCAACGUGAUCUUCCAAUUGGUAUUAUUGGUAGUUUAUCUGUCAGUACUAUUCUUUACAUUGCAUUCUGUACUAUCAUGACAGGAGCAGCUAAAUAUACCGAACUUAAUGUGCCUACACCUGUUUUAGUGGCUGUGAAGGCUGUUAUGGAUCGUACAGGAAAAGAUUUCCGAUGGCUUAAUAUCCUUGUUGCCCUCGGUGCCAUCUGUGGUUUAACAUCCGUCUUGUUGAUCAACUUACUUGCUCAAUCCCGUGUGCUUUACUCAAUGGCUCAAGAUGGUCUCCUACCUUCUGUAUUUGCCAAGGUUCAUCCCAAGUUUAAGACCCCCUGGGUGACAACGCUGACGGUAGGGUUCAUCACCGCCGUUCUUUCUGCUAUCCUCCCUGUUGAUUUAUUAGGAAACAUGACAUCCGUGGGUACCCUCUUGGCCUUCUUUGUCGUUCAUGCCGGUGUCAUCGUCAUGAGAUUCACUCGUCCUGAGGUCGAAAGACGUUUCAAGAUCCCUGGUGGUAAAUACCUCUCCCUGGUUUUCCCAACUCUAGGUAUGGCCGUCUCAGUAGCGUUGAUUGCUGUAGCUGAGGUCACUACCAUCUGGCGUUUAUUUGUCUGGAUGGCAAUUGGUUGGGUCAUUUACUUUGCUUAUAGUAUUCGUCACUCUCAAUUCAAUCGAGAUCCUGUGGGUCGAUUUGCAAUGGCUCAUAAACAACUUCCUGCUCAUGUUGAACAUGAUGAAAAUGGCUAUCAAGUGCAACAAUUUGAGUACAUUCCAGAUGCUACCAGAAAUGAUCCAGCUGCUCAAAAUGCUUAA